This is a messenger RNA of Lagenorhynchus albirostris (white-beaked dolphin), 1431 nucleotides long. It is a transcript of the gene VAPA, whose product is annotated as VAMP associated protein A. Gene Ontology annotation, biological process: neuron projection development. Bases 81 to 830 code for a protein of 249 amino acids. The record is from RefSeq and is a predicted model, not a curated record. Gene Ontology annotation, molecular function: FFAT motif binding. The transcript is spliced from 6 exons. Lineage: Eukaryota; Metazoa; Chordata; Mammalia; Artiodactyla; Delphinidae. Gene Ontology annotation, cellular component: endoplasmic reticulum membrane; plasma membrane.
GCCGCAGCCGCCGCCGCCGCCGCCCCCCGCCCGCAGCCAGCGACCCGCCGCGGGCGCGCCCCCGCUCUGCGCUGUCUCCGAUGGCGUCCGCCUCCGGGGCCAUGGCGAAGCAUGAGCAGAUCCUGGUCCUCGACCCGCCCACAGACCUCAAGUUUAAAGGCCCCUUCACAGAUGUAGUCACUACAAAUCUUAAGUUGCGAAAUCCGUCGGAUAGAAAGGUGUGUUUCAAAGUGAAGACUACGGCACCUCGUCGAUACUGUGUGAGGCCCAACAGUGGAAUUAUUGACCCAGGGUUGACUGUGACUGUUUCAGUAAUGCUGCAGCCUUUUGACUAUGACCCCAAUGAGAAGAGUAAACACAAGUUUAUGGUACAGACCAUCUUUGCUCCACCAAACAUUUCAGAUAUGGAAGCCGUGUGGAAAGAGGCAAAACCCGAUGAAUUGAUGGAUUCUAAAUUGAGAUGUGUAUUUGAAAUGCCCAAUGAAAAUGAUAAAUUGAACGACAUUGAACCCAGCAAAGCCGUUCCCCUGAACGCUGCGAAGCAGGACGGGCCCGUGCCAAAGCCACACAGUGUUUCCCUCAAUGAUACUGAGACGAGGAAGCUCAUGGAAGAGUGCAAGAGGCUCCAGGGAGAGAUGAUGAAGCUAUCGGAAGAAAACCGACACCUGAGAGAUGAAGGCUUAAGGCUCAGAAAGGUAGCACAUUCGGAUAAACCUGGAUCCACCUCAGCUGCGUCCUUCAGAGAUAAUGUCACCAGUCCUCUUCCUUCACUUCUUGUUGUAAUUGCAGCCAUUUUCAUUGGAUUCUUUCUAGGGAAAUUCAUCUUGUAGAGUGAAGCAUGCAGAGUGCUAUUUCUUUUUUUUUCUCUUGACCAGAAAAAGAUUUGUUUACCUACCAUCUCACUGGUAGUGUGGCCCACAGUGACCAUUCUUUGUGUGUACAGCGUCAUAUAGGCCUCGCCUGUAACAGUCUCACGGUUAGAAACACAGUAAGAGCAGAGUGUUGGGCUCCCGGACAGCGUGAACGUCACCAGACCAUCCCUAGCAGGUGUCAUUGCACAUUCAGUCCUUUAUGAAAUUCAUAAAUAAAGAAUUGUUCUUUCUUUGUGGUUUUAAUAAGAGUUCAAGAAUUGUUCAGAGUCUUGUAAAUGUUAUUUUAAUAAUCCCUUUAAAUUUUAUCUGUUGCUGUUACCUCUUGAAAUAUGAUUUAUUUAGAUUGCUAAUCCCACUCAUUCAGGAAAUGCCAAGAGGUAUUCUGUGGGGAAAUGGUGCCUCUUACAGUGUAAAUUUUCUCCUUUACCUUUGCUAAUAUCAUGGCAGAAUUUUUCUUAUCCCUUGUGAGGCAGUUGUUGACUGAGUUUUUCAUCCUUCCAACCCUGUCCCAUGGUAUUUAACACAAAAAUAAUAAAACUGUUAACAGAUUCUUGCUCGA